Pseudoliparis swirei is the source of this 2492-nucleotide messenger RNA. RefSeq names its product protein arginine methyltransferase 5 (gene prmt5). NCBI's taxonomy places the organism in Eukaryota, Metazoa, Chordata, Actinopteri, Perciformes, Liparidae. Gene Ontology annotation, biological process: regulation of DNA-templated transcription; peptidyl-arginine N-methylation. The record is from RefSeq and is a predicted model, not a curated record. The coding region runs from base 68 to 1963 and encodes 631 amino acids. Gene Ontology annotation, cellular component: cytosol; nucleus. The transcript is spliced from 16 exons.
GCGUCCGUUUCCUCGUAAACCAGUGCUCCGGGACGGGCCCAGUCAUUCCAUUCAGUCGGCUGAAACCAUGGCGUCUGGCAGCACGGGGAGCAGGGUAUCCUGCGGGAGAGACUUGAACUGCGUGCCGGAGGUAGCCGACACUUUGGCCGCGGUCGCCAAACUCGGGUUUGACUUCCUGUGCAUGCCCCUGUUCCACGAGCGGUUCAGGAGGGAGUUCGAGUUGGCGCCCGCUAGCUCCCGGUCCGGCGCGCACACCCGAUCAGACCUGCUGCUGUGUGGAAGAGAUUGGAAUACUCUUAUUGUUGGGAAGCUCUCUCAAUGGAUCGACGCAGAUUCAGAGAUCGAGUCCGAGCGCCGAAACUCGGAGGCUGCUCUGGUACAGGAGCUAAACUUCUCGGCCUACCUGGGUCUGCCCGUCUUCAUGAUCCCUCUGAAGGGCGCUCACUGUGCCAAUCUAGCCCGUAUGCUGCUGAACCACAUCCACACUGGACACCACACCUCGAAUUUCUGGAUACGUGUCCCGCUGAUGGCGUCGGAUGACAUGCGGGAAGAUCUAAUCGAGAACGAACCGGUCACCGGCGUCGAUGACACGAGCGUUGAAGAGAAGACCUGGAGCUGGUGGCACUCAUUCAGAACCCUGUGUGACUACAACAAGAGGGUCUGUCUCGCUAUUGAAGUCGGAGCAGACAUGCCGUCAGAGGCGGUGAUCGAUAAGUGGCUCGGGGAGCCGAUCAAAGCGGCCAUACUUCCCACCAGCAUCUUCCUCACUAAUAAGAAGGGCUUCCCCGUUCUGUCCAAAGCACAUCAGCGACUCAUCUUCAGUCUUUUCAAGCUGGAGGCCCAGUUCGUCUUCACGGGCACCACGCGCCACACAGAGAAGAGCUUCCAGUCCUACCUGCAGUACCUGGAAUACCUCAACCAGAACCGGCCCGCGCCCAAUUCUUACGAGCUCUUCGCCAAGGGCUACGAGGACUACCUGCAGUCUCCCCUCCAGCCCCUCAUGGACAAUCUGGAGUCUCAGACAUACGAAGUGUUUGAGAAGGAUCCUAUUAAAUAUUCACAGUACCAACAGGCUGUAUAUAAAUGUCUACUUGACAGAGUUCCUCAAGAGCAGAAGGACACAAACGUCCAGGUGUUGAUGGUGUUGGGAGCCGGUCGGGGGCCCCUGGUCAAUGCGUCCCUGCGUGCUGCCAGACAGGCCGACAGGAAGCUGAAGGUGUACGCGGUGGAGAAGAAUCCCAACGCUGUAAUCACGCUGGAGAAUUGGCGCUUUGAGGAGUGGGGCGAUCAGGUGACGGUGGUGUCGUGUGACAUGCGCGACUGGGCGGCACCCGAGAAGGCCGACAUCAUCGUCAGCGAGCUGCUGGGGUCGUUCGGUGACAACGAACUCUCCCCCGAGUGCUUGGAUGGAGCGCAGCACUUCCUCAAAGAUGACGGAGUGAGCAUCCCCUCUUCCUACACGUCCUUCCUGGCUCCCCUGUCCUCCUCCAAGCUCUACAACGAGGUGCGGGGGUGCCGGGAGCGCGACAAGGACCCGGAGAGCCACUUUGAGACGCCCUACGUGGUGCGCCUCCAUAACUUCCACCAGUUGGCGGAGCCCAAAGCGUGCUUCACCUUCAAACACCCCACGACAGAUAUGAACAACAACCGGUACCAGUGCCUCCGAUUCUCAGUGGGCUGUAACACCGUGCUGCACGGUUUUGCCGGCUACUUUGAGACCACUCUGUACAAAGACGUCACACUCAGUAUAAAACCGGCCACGCAUUCACCUGGAAUGUUCUCUUGGUUCCCCAUCCUCUUCCCCCUCAAACAACCCAUCUCCAUAUCCCGGAACGAGGACGUCGCAGUGCGCUUCUGGCGCUGCAACAACGGGAAGAAGGUGUGGUACGAAUGGGCCGUGACCGAGCCCUCCUGCUCCGCCAUCCACAACCCAGCAGGACGCUCCUACACCAUCGGCCUGUGAUGAUGACAUCAACACACACACACGCAGGUUUCUGUAAGACUUGGUCGCAGUCUAAUUGUCCCGGCUCUCAUUUUUUAUACGUACACAACAUUAAAACCCGGACAUGUGAUGUAAAACACCUAAAGUGCAGUCUGGGUUUUAAAGACGGCAAAAGAAAAGAGUUGAUUGGAUGAACCAUGUUUUUCAUUGAGUGUUUUUGAGACGUCUGUUGAAGCGGGCGUGGACCAUCACCUGUACACAAAGUGUAUUGUUGCUGUGAGAUUGGCUCAUUCAGAUCAAACACCUCGUCACUGGUUUAUGGUCAGUCCUCCCCACCCCCCUCUGGUCUCAACAGGUGUUGCCGACACACUCGCCAAAGGAACCUUUGCCUUAUCGAACACAAACACCACACCGAUACCUGCGUACUUCCCCGUACAUGAGGGUCGGAGGAAGGUUAUGCCUUCAGGUCCCAUACAUGCUGUGUUUGGGGCUGUCUCUUACUCUUUUUGUUUGUUUGAACCAUGUCAAUAAAAACAACACUUAUGUACUU